GAGGGGUGUGCAGGGGGCUGUCACUCCUACAUGGUGCUGAUUUGUUAGGAGCUUUGACCUACACCUGCAGCAGCUAAAAACGCUCUGCCCCCACCCUGCUAAAGCUAAAUGAAUAAACAAUGCUGAUAUCUUGGGAAUUGAAGAAGGAAUCACGCAGGUUGAUGGCUGAAGAGGGAGCUUCUGUAUGAAGAGAGGGAGUGGACAAAAUUGUGCAAGCUAUGCUCUGGCCUUGGACUGGAUAUUUCUGCUCUCUGGCUCUAUAUCAUUCUCUAAUCUGUUUUACUCCUAUGAUCCUCUUCUUUCAUAUGGUUUCCAGGGCACAAUAAUCUUAAAAUGCUGGUUAGAAUAUCCAUAAACUAGUAUUAGCAUAUACUAAUAUUUUGCCUGCAGUGUUUGGUUCAUUGUGGUCAAUAUGAUCUACCCAUUUCCAGCUCACCAUAACCCCGUAUGGGGAGUUAGGCCUUUGAUCUCAUGCCUCAGUCUAUUCACCCUGCUGCUGUGCUGUACUAUGGGGAGUUGCAGGAGGGUCUCGGUUGGUUCCCCAGCCCCUCAGCUGACAGAUUUAAGGUCACAAAUAUCUGGGGUGGAGGAGCUGCUGGAGGAGUUCCGCAAACAGCUGCAACAGCAAAGGCAUCAACAGGACAUAGAGGAGAAAGAGGAGCAAGCCCCGCAUCAGCACCCCGAGCAAGCGACAGCUGAGCAGGAGUGGGCGAACAAGCAGGGUAGUGCGGAGCAAAGGGAUGCUGUGCAGAAUAGGCCACAAGUUGCUACAGUAAAAGAAGAUACAAUACAAGAGCAACUCCAAGGAGUAGGGGUGAAGCCUGCAGGGGAUGUUGGAGAGGAUGAGUGCGACUUUAACUUAAUGGAGGACUACAUCAUUCGCACGAAAGACUCUCUGGAGGCUGGUGCCGUCUUCCUCAAGGCCCCGCCGGAGGUAUACAGCAGGAAGCAGUGCCUGGAGAUGUGCUGCUCUGAGCCCGACUGCUCCGCAGCAGUGGCGGAGAGAUCUGGGAGAGGGAUGAGCUGUUAUCUGUUUGACUGCACUUACCGGGGCAGUAGCGUGUGUCAGUUCUCCGUUCACAGGGGCUAUAGCAGCUACACCUUGUCCAAGUACAAUUCAUCCAUCGCUAGGACUGGGGGAAGCAACCUGCUGGUAGGGGAUGUUGAAAAUGACAAGCCACCUCAUAGCAAUGCAGGGCAAGACGUUGUGCUUCAGCUACCUAUUGACUGGGUGAUACUUGAUGGACGAGAAAGUACAGAUGAUUACGGUAUCACACAAUACAAGUGGACGUUACUCCGGGGGGAUCCAUUAGUUGAUAUGGAGAAUCCUCAACCAGGUACACUGAAAUUAUCUCACUUGCAAGAAGGAGUCUACACUCUUCAGUUAACGGUGACUGAUAUCUCUGGCCAGAAAAGCUCAGACAAUGUGACAGUCAGUGUCCUCCCUGCCGAACAUCAUGGGACAGCAUGCACUGGGGUCUGCUCUCGCUACCAGUUCAUAUGUGAUGAUGGCUGCUGUAUCGAUAUCACUUUAGCCUGUGACAGAGUUGUGCAGUGUCCUGAUGGUUCUGAUGAAGCUUUCUGCCAGAACUUUAGCUCAGGUCGGAAGACAGUGAUUCACAUUUCUGAGAAGUCAGAGGAUAACAGAGAUAAGGGAAUCCUACAGAACUCGGAAAAGAAUGCACCAGUGCAAAAUUCCAGAAAAAGACCUCUGUUGGAUGCAGACAAGAAUCGGUCAUUCACUAAUGAUUUGAGUGACAAUAACAGAAUAAUGCCAGGAACGGUCAUACAUCACACAACACCAGAGUCCAAUCGAAAAUUAAAGGCAGUUACAGGCACUGCUGCUACGAGUGACAAAGACUUGGAUAACUUUUCCUUCCUCUCCAAAGACACACAGCAUGGAAGUGGGCACCCAAUCCCAGAAGCGGGAGCAGUCUUACCUCUUGCCCUUGGAUUAGCAAUUACCGCUGUGUUGCUAUUGAUGGUGGCGUGUCGUCUUCAUCUGGUGAGACAAAAGCUGAAGAGAGCUCGACCUCUGAAAUCUGAGGAGUCAGACUAUCUGAUUAAUGGCAUGUACUUGUAGGAGUGUGCUUCUUUUUGCUCCAUUUAUAUUAAAUUAUUAUUCAUAUAAUUCACCAAAGAUAA
Messenger RNA from Bombina bombina (fire-bellied toad), 2145 nucleotides. RefSeq names its product LDL receptor related protein 11 (gene LRP11). The record is from RefSeq and is a predicted model, not a curated record. Gene Ontology annotation, molecular function: protein binding. Bases 413 to 2083 code for a protein of 556 amino acids. The transcript has 8 exons. NCBI's taxonomy places the organism in Eukaryota, Metazoa, Chordata, Amphibia, Anura, Bombinatoridae.